Messenger RNA from Ustilaginoidea virens, 519 nucleotides. RefSeq lists its product as uncharacterized. The record is from RefSeq and is a predicted model, not a curated record. Bases 1 to 519 code for a protein of 172 amino acids. Lineage: Eukaryota; Fungi; Ascomycota; Sordariomycetes; Hypocreales; Clavicipitaceae. Gene Ontology annotation, cellular component: membrane. The transcript is spliced from 3 exons.
AUGGCGACUUCUGCGCUACGUAUCUUGGCCGGGGUGAAUCACUUCAUCAUCUGGGCUUCUGCCAUCAUUGUUACCGCACUGAUAUCUUGGUUCAUCAACGUCUUUUCGACCUGGUCCAACAGAACGCACAUUAUCUACCAGGAAGUCAUUGCUGUUGUAACGCUAGCCUUUUGGACCAUCGGCCUGGUGCUACCCUUUAUCGGCGCUUACAAGGGGCAUCUGUGGCCACUCAAUCUCAUCUUUUCCUACCUCUGGAUCACGUCCUUUAUCUUCUCGGCCAUAGACUGGUCCAACAACCGAUGCAGAAUUGUUGGGCCGGCGCUGGGCAGAUGUGGUCGGAAGAGGACGAUUGCGGCCUUUAACUUCAUUGCCUUCUUCUUCUUGUUGUGCAACACCCUUAUUGAAGCCUACAUCUGGGCUGCCCACCGGAGAGAUCGCGAUGGGGUGAGAAACGGUGUUGCCAAGGAGCGUCCGAGCACAUCGAGCGCUCCAGCCCAACCAGCGACCACCGCCGUCUAA